AUGACACAGCAUGAACAUGUUCUCAUGGUGUGCUGGCCCGCCGUCGGUCAUGCUCGACCCAUGCUGGACUAUGCGGCCGCCCUUCUCAACAAGAACCCGGCGCUUACGAUCACAUUUGUUUGCAGCAAGAUGCAAAUUGCCCUCCUUCAGCGAUUAGCCAUCUCGGAACAUUUGAGCUCUGAGCGCUUCGGCAAGAGAUUGCGCCUGUUUGGAACAGGUGCUCAGGCUAAAGAAGUGCUUGAAGAGUUUAGCAAGCGGGAAUGUGCCAAAAACGCAUCAUCUUCCAAACCAACAAACGAUCCUUCGGAUGAUCGCCCAGAGCCCGAGGUUAUUCUCACGAUGCAAGCUGCAACGCUCGUUCGUGAGCAGUUCGCUCAAAUCUUCCCCACGAUCCUUGCCAAUCACGACCUUUUCGACAAGGAGGAUGGCAGUCUGCUGCUUCCAGCCUGCCUCGCUGGUAGUCCUAGCUCGAUCAUCGUCAACUGGAUGCUCCCAGGAAUGGUCGACAUCGUUCGCAAGCAUAGCGCUAGCCUCAAAAUGGUCACCUUUUUCGAUAACGCUUCAACCUUCGUCCUGCGUAUGUUGGGUCCCAGGUCGAUGGGUGGCUUUGGUAGUAUCGAAACGCUCUGGAACCAGUAUUGCAAUAGCAAUCCGGAGGUUGACCGCAGCAACGGUGUUCUCAAAGAAAAGCUGCUUGGAAGGAGGUGGGCUGGCGGAUUCAAGAUCCCAGGAAGCCGCAUGAGCACGAUCGAAGAGGCCGAGAAUGCCGCUCUCGCAAAGGAUUGGCUUCUCAGCUUGCCACUCACCCCUUCGCUCAUCGAGAUCCAGAAGCUAGUAGACGCAAGUCACACAAUCCUGAUCAACACUCACCUCGCUGUCGAACGACGAGAGUUGGAUUACCUCCGCCUUGUGCUUCCUUUCAAGACCAUUGGUAUCGUCGGCCCGGUCAUGUUCUCAGGCUUUGUCCAAAAAGGCGAGGAAAUUGCAGCAAAGCUUCUCAACGAGAAACACGAAGCAAGUAACGGUCAUUUUGUCCCCGACACCCCGCCCAGGACCCCUCCUUGGUCCCCAAAGAUGGAAGAGGACAAAGAGAUCGGAGAUAGCAAGGCUCAGAGUGCCAAUGACGUUUCCAGCUUCCUGGCCUCUUCCCCGGCUAGCUCGGUCGUGUACAUCUCUUUCGGUACCAUGUUCCGCCCUCAGCCUGCCCAGCUUGUCGAGAUGCUCGAGACGUUUGUCAGCGAGACGCGUCUGAACCCGGACUUCCGCUUGCUUUUCACUUUUGGCGGCAGCAAGGAUCUCGUGUCCUCUUGUCCUCCCGCGUUCUCUCCCCGAGUAUCGGCGCUCGAGACUCAACUGCUGGCGUCUGGAAAGGCAAUGCUCACGAACUGGGUAGAUCAGCAUCUUGUGUUGCAGCACCCGGCAGUCGGAUGGUUCCUCAGUCACGGAGGCUGGAAUAGCUGCCAAGAGGCCAUGCUUGCCGGUAAGCCGUUGCUUGUUUUACCCUUCUUUGGAGACCAGCUCUACAACGCCCACCUUCUCGAGAGUGCUUCGGUCGCAUUCCGAAUCAAGACGGGUGCCAAGAUGGACAUCGCAGAUUUCGUCAAAACCUUCGAGGAAGGAAUCGCCUGCUGCCGUCGUACAAGCGAGGUCGGUGCAAGGCUCACCCGCCAAGCAAAGCUGCUCAGGGAACGGUUGAGACAGGAGAGAGCACGCGGCGAAGUGCUUUUCCUCUAA
Messenger RNA from Sporisorium graminicola, 1734 nucleotides. RefSeq lists its product as uncharacterized. Gene Ontology annotation, molecular function: UDP-glycosyltransferase activity. Lineage: Eukaryota; Fungi; Basidiomycota; Ustilaginomycetes; Ustilaginales; Ustilaginaceae. The record is from RefSeq and is a predicted model, not a curated record. The transcript has a single exon. The coding region runs from base 1 to 1734 and encodes 577 amino acids.